Sabethes cyaneus is the source of this 944-nucleotide messenger RNA. RefSeq lists its product as uncharacterized. Gene Ontology annotation, biological process: sleep; regulation of synaptic transmission, cholinergic; positive regulation of voltage-gated potassium channel activity. The transcript has 3 exons. NCBI's taxonomy places the organism in Eukaryota, Metazoa, Arthropoda, Insecta, Diptera, Culicidae. The record is from RefSeq and is a predicted model, not a curated record. The coding region runs from base 144 to 599 and encodes 151 amino acids.
GAUUCCAUUUGUGUACGGUGUACGCCUAUCGCUUGCUUCGCCAGUAGAAUUUAGGUUUUUUAAGUUUUUAAGAUAGGGUGUAAUUGAUUGUAAGAAGUAAUAAUUACGAGUGUUUUCUGUAGUGCGUAUCAAUUACGGGCAGAAUGGGACUCAAUUCGGCCUAUUUCUUCGUAUUUGGGAUCGUGUUUAUCACCUUUGCAGUACAAAUGGGAUUUGCAAUUAAAUGCUGGGAGUGUCGUUCAGAUUCCGACCCGAAAUGUUCCGACCCAUUCGAUAACAGUACUUUGUCGAUAACGGACUGCAGGCAAGUGGAACCAAAGGAACAUCUACCUGGAGUUAGAGCCACCAUGUGUCGGAAAAUUCGUCAAAAGGUUCAUGGCGAAUGGCGUUACUUCCGUAGUUGCGCUUUCAUGGGGGAACCUGGAAUAGAAGGGGAUGAACGGUUCUGUCUAAUGCGAAGCGGGACUUAUAAUAUUUUCAUGGAGUACUGCACCUGCAACAGCAAGGAUGGUUGCAACAGUGCAGCUCAUUACGUGCCUCAUGUUUUAUGUAUCCUCGGGCUUUCAAUACUCAGUUUUAUUUUUAAACAUUUGUUCUAAAAAUGUAUUGGCGCUUCUCUCUACUGUCUUCUACUAAAGUCUGAUAAGUUGCAACUUAUGAUGCGUCACUUUCCAUAACUAAGUGCCUUUCUACUAAAUAUUACUUUAGUUGUAGGUUUUUAUGUCUAUUUGAAAUUGUUUUGUGGAGUAGUAGAAAUACCUAAUAACACAAACUUAAGAAUAUCUUACAGAAAACCAUUCCGUCCCAAAACGAACUUAGAUAUUUAAAGAAAUAGUUAUAAUAUUAAAACAAAAAGUAACAUAUUUUAACGAAUCAUGCAUUUCAAUUCCAGUUAAAUCUGUAAAUAUGUACUGUAAAGCAUUACUAUUAGUGCUAAAUAAAGA